This is a messenger RNA of Poeciliopsis prolifica (blackstripe livebearer), 2423 nucleotides long. Its product is annotated as methyl-CpG-binding protein 2-like. The record is from RefSeq and is a predicted model, not a curated record. Gene Ontology annotation, biological process: negative regulation of transcription by RNA polymerase II. NCBI's taxonomy places the organism in Eukaryota, Metazoa, Chordata, Actinopteri, Cyprinodontiformes, Poeciliidae. The transcript is spliced from 6 exons. Gene Ontology annotation, cellular component: heterochromatin; nucleus. Bases 758 to 2362 code for a protein of 534 amino acids. Gene Ontology annotation, molecular function: methyl-CpG binding; double-stranded methylated DNA binding; chromatin binding.
CUCUUCCAUCCUCUCUUCCCGCGGCUUCCCGUUCAGUUUAGCGCCGCUGUUUCCUCCGCACAGCUUUAUGACGCAAAGUGCGCAGAUUUUCACCCCGGGCCGUCUCCGCGGAGCGGGGUUAGCGGCAAUAACGUCACACAGUGAGCCCGGAGCGAGGCUCCUCGGAGCCCCGCUGCCGGAGCUCCGUAGGUCCGCGGCGGGCUUCGCGCUGCCCGGGAGGAGCCGCGCAGGCCGGGGAGGAGCGCGGCGGCUGCAGGGCUGCCGCUCCGUCACAGCUAACGGGCUAGCUGCUGGCGAGCGCGCGCACACGCACGCGCCCCAGAAUAAUCCGGGUUAACUGCCCCACGCCCCCGGUUCCUCAGCUAGCAGGCAGAUAGCCGCUGCCGGAGUGCCGCUGAGCAGGAGCGUGCGCAGACACGGGCGCGCGUGUCCGUCUGUGGUUUCAAUGUGUGAGCUGCUCACUUCCUGUUUCAACCUACAACGGCAAACAACAAGCAGAGUUCGGAUCAGUCAGACAGAACCGGGUCAGAACCGAACCUGGUUCUUACCCGUCCAAUCACAAACAUCCCGGUUCUGGAGCGGCCCGGUCCAGCUCAUUCUACUGGUUAAAGCUUCCUAAGAACAACAGAACCGGCUCAGAACCAGUACCCACGCCUGAAGCAGAAUGACCCACCAGAACCACGGCCUCAGCUGAGGUCAGAGGUCAGGAACCCUGUGGGGAAAUGUUCUGUGGGCCGAUGAGGCUGAGGCGGACCGGAUGUGGGUCCGGUUCCGUCUAGAGGAAAACCAGAACAUCGAACACGGCAGAGGUAGUGUGAUGCUGUGGGCUGCUGUGCUGCUUCUGAACCUGCAUGACGUCCAAAGCAAAGCGGGUCAAAGUUGUGAGACUCAGCCGUGGGAAUCUGGGUCAGGGUGUGAUUACUUUCCGCACAGAACCAGGGAGGGACAAGAAGGUGAGGAGGGAGACCCCCAACCCUCAGCCAGACAGAGAGACAGGUCACACAGUAAGACAAAGAAGCCACGCAGGGAGCGCCGUCAUGGUGACCAGGGGGCCGAGUGCGCGGCCUCAACCACCCCUUCAGCAGUUAGUGAGCAGCCACAGGGGGGGGUGGAGCCACAGAGCCAGGUGGCAGAACCAGUGGCGGGUCCCUCAGACCAAGGGUCCGAGUCUGCAGGCUCUCCCAGGCAACGGCGCUCCGUCAUUCGAGACCGAGGGCCGAUGUACGAUGACCCGUCGCUGCCUGAAGGCUGGACCCGGAAACUGAAGCAGAGAAAGUCUGGACGCUCUGCGGGGAAGUUUGAUGUCUACCUGAUCAACUCGGAGGGAAAGGCAUUUCGGUCAAAGGUGGAACUCAUUGCCUACUUUGAGAAGAUUGGUGACAAGCAGACCGAUCCCAAUGAUUUUGAUUUUACUGUCACGGGGCGCGGAAGCCCAUCCCGUCGUGAAAAGCGCCCUCCCAAAAAACCAAAAGCGGUGAAACCAUCAGGACGAGGCCGAGGGCGGCCCAAAGGCAGUGGAAAAAUGCGUCAGGCCACUGAGGGUGUGGCCAUGAAGCGAGUUGUUGAGAAAACUCCAGGAAAACUGCUGGUUAAAAUGCCUUUUGGCAAGGCUGAGUCCUCCUCUGCAACCCCAUCAAAGGUGGUGUCUCCUACCGCAGUGCCCAAGUCCCGGCCAGGCAGAAAGAGAAAAUCAGAACAGGAACUUCCACCUCCACCCAAGGCUGCUCCCAAAAAACGAGGAAGGAAACCAGGAUCAACCUCUGCACCAUCAACAGUCACUGCUGCUUCCACGUCUUCAACCACAGCCUCUGGUAGCUCAACAGCUGGAAGCUACACCGCAGCUGCCAUUAUGGUGGCUGAAGCCAAACGGAGAGCGGCUAAGGAGUCUUCCAUUAAACCUGUUGUUCAGGAAACGGCUCUGCCAAUCAAAAAGCGCAAAACAAGAGAAACUGUGGAAGAGAUGGAGAGUGUUCAAGCUCCACUGGUUACACCUGCUGAGCCUGGAAGCACCGGUGCAGCACAGGAAAAGGGAGGAAAGGCGGAGGGAGGUCCGAGCUCAGACCCAAAGCCUACAUCUACUUUAGGAAGCCAGUCAGAGAAGCAACCUUCUGCUUCAGACGAGAGCCAACCCCAUGGACACAAGUCACAUAAGUGCCAGAAGCACAAGGAAAAAAGAGAAUCUGGAGAUGAAGGAAGCAAAGGCAAGGAUGUUGGUGAAGAUGAAGGAGGGGGUGGAAAGAGUAGCAGCAGUAGUAGCAUCAUCCCUUCAAAAAGCCACAAAAGGAAGGAACGACACCUCAUAAACACCAUCAUCACCACCACCAUCAUCAUCGCCACCAACAGUCCUCUGGCUCACCAUUAGAUCACCCAGCUCCUCCUCUGACACUUUCUGAGUCUCCUCCUAGCCAACCCAGGCCGGAAGC